CCACUGGUUUGCUAACUUGUGUUAGCGCAAGUAAACCAUAGGCAAGGAGAAGCCAAUGACCAAUCAUGAUUGCAACAAGGCGCUUGCUUCCAAGCAGCUGACGGAACCCCUAGGAGACAAAUACAAUGUGAGAAGUUCUUUUAACCUUUGAUCCUUAUACAAGAGAGGAAAUCACCCCCGAAACUGUGGCACAUCCAACCGCAAAGAAACCUACUGAGGAGUGGUGAGUAAAUCUCACUACUUUUGGAUACUUUUAAGGUACCAGAGGUGGAGUGAGGGUUUCGUUGUACAGCGACGCUAUGGAAGAAGAAGAUAAUUUCGAGGACAAUGAUAUUGCGCUGGCAUUCUCUGGCGGUGGAAUUCGAUCGGCGGCCAUGUGCUCAGGUGUWCUUCGCAGACUCCUCCAGAAAAAUAUUAAAAUCAACUACGUCAGUUGUAUUUCAGGAGGAAAUUUCACCGCAGCAGCUUACUUGGACUGGAAGUUUCGCCACGGGAACGAAGAUGAUCCAAAAUGGCACCAGGAAUUCUUCGACCACAUGAGAAAAAGAGUGGGUUAUAUUUGCCAAUGGAGGAGCUUGUGCAGGGGAAUAGUGGAUACAAUCUUGCUUCUUUUGUUAAUGGCUGUGGUGAAUUUGUUUAUUCCUUCGAUAGUUUGGGGUGGAAUGGCGAUUCCUGUAGCCUAUGUUGUGGACUUUGUCUUUGGUGACAUCAUGCGUGCAGGAUUUGACUGUUCGAACAAGACCAUACCACAAACAAAAAUUUUCACUGCUCGAAACAUCACAAAAUGUGGUAACAUAUAUAACUUAAAUGAUCCUGGGACAAAAAACCAAGUCAUCUUGUUUUCAACUCUAGCUGUAAUCUUUCUCGCACUCUACGUAAUCAAAAAAGCCAUCAAGAGUGCAACAAGAGUCUGUAGUUUUCUUCAACUCGUUGCUGGAGUUAUACUUGGAUUGCUUUUCAUACCGUGGUUCAUGCAGCAGUUCACAGAUAUCAUCCCAUUAUGGAUGAAUGUUUUAAUUCUUGGUCUGAGUAUGUUCUUCUGGUGCGGUUUUCCCCCACUGAGAGAUUACGCUGCUCUAGCAAUCGUCUUCUAUCUAUAUGGGUAUAUCAUCAAGUGGAGAGUCUAUCGUUCUGGCUUUACGUUUGAGUACCAGGAAUACUACUUUUAUACCGCACUACUUGCUGCUAGUGUUGUGUUAUGGGCAAGCCCUUACUUGGGAGUCUUGAACCGUAGUGGAGCUUAUAACUUCRUCAAAUGGAGACUUCAAUAUGCAUUUUUCACGCCUCAAAGUGUCGGUCGCUGUGGUUGUGGUGGAAUCACGUGUUCUGAUCUGUUCCCAGUGCUUUCAACCCUUUGCGAGUGCUCAGACUGCAACAAAAACCAUCGUAGUCGAGCUCUGACAUUAGCAGACAUCAUUGAUACCAAACCUGAGUACAUUAGUAACAUCGUGGCUGACUAUUGGCGACGUGACCCUAAAUCAGUACCUGAAGCAAUGAUAGGCUUGUGUAGUAAGAAGAUCGAGAUCAUCACUGAACAACCUGGACUCGAUAAGUUGACUUGUAAGUUGAAGCCUCGGCAUAUAAAGCUUGCUGAUGCCAUGAGCACUGCAGCAAUGGUCACUAAACCGCCUACAGAACUCGAUGACAAGUAUGAACCGUUCAGAGAACUUCAGUUGAUCCUUGGGCUGUCAGCUACUAAAAAUAUGAACRCAACUCCAGAUGAUGACUUUGGAUGUAACUGUGAAUGGUUUAAGAUCGUGCCUAUUCUCCUCCAGAGUUUUGCAGGCGCACCCCUUAUCUUUCUAGCAGUGGUAUGGCUGGCUGAUCUGGGUUUUGAGCCAAGUUUCAUCGAACAGCUCGUCAUGAUCGUAUUUCUUUGCUACAUAUUUAUUUUUGCCUUUGUUGCUAUGUUACCAACUGGAGGAAAGAAACCUUGGUGUGCGGAGUCAAUUGUCAGAUGGUGUCACGUUCAUCUCUAUCACGUACGCUUUCUCAGAGAGAUCCUUAAAGUCAGCAACAUCGGACCACUCCCUCCGGCCAUUUUGUCGCUGAGUGACCUGGGUCGAGUGGAGAAGUAUGGGCUGUUACCUCUGUUCAAGCGACGAAUGAAGAAGAUCGUCAUCGUUGAUGGGAGUUUCUUGAAGUCAAAUGCAGAGUAUACUAAGUAUCUUUUACGCUCGCUUCAAAUGGCGCGAGAGAUGUUUCACUGCGAGUUCACUGGCUAUGGUGGUCGUGACAUCAUUGCCGAGCUUCACAAGACUUACUUGGCUCAUCCGUCGGGCAAGCUCCCGAGGAGUUAUCGAUUCAUCGUAAAAUACUUUGAAAAAACGAACGACGGUUAUGUUGAAGCAAGCCAAGGAAAAGUCCUCAUACUCUCUCCCAGACACCCAGACGAAGGUUUUGACUUCCCAUUSGGCAAAGAUUCUACAUGGGGGGAAUACACACGUGACACAAAUAUCAAACUCGACCCGAARGACUGGGGAACAGGGCCCGUACUCACCAGUGCAGAGACAGAUCGCUUAACGUUCUGCUGUUGUGAGUGUUGCCAUUGCAACGUUGGGGUGUGUCGCUUAAUUUCAUCGAAAUUAUGUUAUACCUUCCCCCGUCAUUCGACUGUCAACCAGUUUUUUACUCCAAGUCAUUUUAGUGCUUAUCACAGGGAAGGUUAUCGGGCUUGUAUUGAGGCAGACGUGGAAGAUUUCUUGGCUGACAACGGUCUUCAAAACAUUUAAAUUUAAUAAUAAUUCUAAAUUUUAAUUGCAUGCAAUAAGCAACGCUUUUACUUGACCGUAGUUUUCAAGGCAUCAUUUAGAAUCGUUUUUUAAAUCGUCCUUAUUUUAUUUGAGGGUAUUCAUUUCAACCGGUUAAUCUUUCCUACACGAGCGGAGGGUAGAAGAAAACCUGAUCGUCUUUCAGUUUCACUUAAGUAACGAGCACUUGCUUGCUUUUGGAAUUUGAAUUUUUUAUGGAAUUUUAGUCGUGCGCCAACAUACAAACUACGUCUUAGACACUAAAACCUUCAUAGCUCCAACAAUAAACCUUCAUGCGUACGUAAUUUAUACGUAAAAGGAACGUCACCCAAUAAUAAGUCUAAACUCAAGGGCUGCGAUGGUUGUUAUUAUUACGCAUGCUAAACCAACGCGAGGGUCUCAAUGUGUUCCCCGGAKCCUGAGUUCCUUCUGGUCAGAAAUGACGUACAAGAUUGCAAGGGUUUUCGGGAUAUCCUAAUGGAAGUUUCAAAGCAUGCGCGGUUGAGGUCACAUAACAAUCAAAAGAUUCAAACAUUCCUGGUAUAUGGCAGGAUCAUUCGCAUUAUUCUUAACUGAGAAACUAAACAUUUGAGGACAUCAAGUAACAUAAUUAUAGGUGGUCAAAAACAGUGAAUUAUGUGCAAAUCUUGGUAAAUUAAGUGGGUGGAAAAAAAUACAACAUAGCGAAGUCCUAAACUAGCUGCUUACACAUGACAGUAGAGACUAUGGGUCAAACACGAAAAUAAUGAAUGAAUAAAUGCAAUAAAUCAAGACAUUCUURAAACACUA
Messenger RNA from Actinia tenebrosa (Australian red waratah sea anemone), 3539 nucleotides. RefSeq lists its product as uncharacterized. NCBI's taxonomy places the organism in Eukaryota, Metazoa, Cnidaria, Anthozoa, Actiniaria, Actiniidae. The record is from RefSeq and is a predicted model, not a curated record.